UGUGCCUGGCUCUGUGGCGAGCUGCGCUGUGAACCGGGCUGCAGCCGCUGGUUGGAGCUCCUCGUCCCGCGCGGCCGGCUGGGUGAGGCCGGGCCCGCGGCGGGGGGCAGGCGGAGGUGCCGCGGGCCGCUGCGGGUGCCGCGUGCUCCAUGCGUCCGGAGCCCGCCCCGCCCCCGAGCAGCAGCCGCGGCAGCCAGGAGCUUCCCCUCGGCGGUGGCAGCGGGAGCCGCCGGAGCCGUCGCCACAGCGGGGACGGGGAGCCCCCGGGGUCCCCACCAGCGCCGCCGCCCGCCGUCAGCUGCCCGGACUGGGUCGGCCAGAGCUACUCCGAGGUGAUGAGUCUCAACGAGCACUCGAUGCAGGCGCUGUCCUGGCGCAAGCUCUACUUGAGCCGCGCCAAGCUCAAAGCCUCCAGCCGGACCUCGGCGCUGCUCUCCGGCUUCGCCAUGGUGGCCAUGGUGGAGGUGCAGCUGGACGCUGAGCACGACUACCCACCGGGGCUGCUGAUCGCCUUCAGCGCCUGCACCACUGUGCUGGUGGCGGUGCACCUGUUCGCGCUCAUGAUCAGCACCUGCAUCCUGCCCAACGUUGAGGCGGUGAGCAACGUGCACAACCUCAACUCGGUCAAGGAGUCACCGCACGAGCGCAUGCACCGCCACAUUGAGCUGGCCUGGGCCUUCUCCACUGUCAUUGGCACACUGCUCUUCCUGGCUGAGGUCGUGCUGCUCUGCUGGGUCAAGUUCCUGCCACUGAAGAAGCAGCCUGAGCCGGGCCAGCCGCGCCCCACCGGCAGGCUGCCUCCGGGAGGUGAGCUGCCCACCAACGGCAGCAGCGGCAUCACGCCGGGCCAGGCUGCGGCCAUCGCCUCCACCACCAUCAUGGUCCCCUUCGGCCUCAUCUUCAUCGUCUUCGCCGUGCAUUUCUACCGCUCGCUGGUCAGCCACAAGACGGACCGACAGUUCCAGGAGCUCAACGAGCUGGCCGAGUUCGCACGCCUGCAGGACCAGCUGGACCACAGAGGGGACCACCCGUUGACACCCGGCAGCCACUAUGCCUGAGCCUGCCUGCGAGGCCUCGGUGUCCAGACCUUGAUGCCCUCCCUUCCCAGUGGCCUUGACCCGCGCCAGCCCGUGCACGGCCCGGGUUCCGUGGGCACAGAGGGGCAGGAAGGGGCUUUUUAAAAAAGUGACUGCACCUUGAGACUUAGCUCUGGAGAACUAGCACUUCUUGUCCUUCCAGCUCUGGGGAGGAGGUGGCGGGGGUCAAAUGAGGACAGAUGGUCUGUCUCCUCCCUCCACCCCGAGAUGCUCCGGCCCCACCUCCCUCCCCAGUCCGUGUCGAGUGUGGGUGCGUGUGUGUGUGCGCGUGUGAAUACAGAAAUAUACUCCUGAGGGACACCUCCUCCUCCUGGCUGUGUAUGUGCUGCGUGGCUGGACUGCCUGGUGUCAUUGCCCCUGGAGGCCUGGUCAGGUGAGCCUCUAAACAAAGUUUAAAAUAUUUUAGGAGCCAGAUGUGGUGGUGCACACCUGUAAUCCCAGCAGUCUGGGAGGCUGAGGCAGGAGGAUUGCAAGUCUGAGCAACCCAGGAAUGUAGCUCAGUACUGAGGUCCUGGGUUCAAUCACCAGUACUGCAAAAUUAAAAAAGAGGGGGGCCGGGGAUGUAGCUCAGUGACACAAGUGCCUGCUUGACAAGUGCAAGGUCCUGAGUUUGAUUCCAGUAUCCAAAAAUACAGAAAGACAGACAGACAGACUGACUGACUGAGGCAGGCUGAGGACGUAGCUAGGAGUGUAGCCCUUGCCUAGUUUAUGGGAGGCCAUCAGUUGGAUGUUUUUCACUGCAAAAAUAAAAGAGCUCUUAAAUUUU
This is a messenger RNA of Cavia porcellus (domestic guinea pig), 1863 nucleotides long. Its product is annotated as calcium release-activated calcium channel protein 1. The record is from RefSeq and is a predicted model, not a curated record. The transcript is spliced from 2 exons. Gene Ontology annotation, molecular function: store-operated calcium channel activity. Gene Ontology annotation, biological process: store-operated calcium entry. Bases 150 to 1058 code for a protein of 302 amino acids. Lineage: Eukaryota; Metazoa; Chordata; Mammalia; Rodentia; Caviidae. Gene Ontology annotation, cellular component: membrane.